AUGGGAUCAAUUCUGGUAUGCCAAAAGUGUCAAAUGUUAAGCUUUCCAUGUGCCAGCAACAGAUCUUCACUAGUGGAUACUCCUGUGCCAACAACAGAUGACAAAGAAAAUCCUUCCCCUGGUAUAAGCCAAAUGGAUACUAUUCAAUCAGCAUUGAAUCAAAUUCAAGUGUUCCCCUAUGAGGAUAAAAUUGACAACACUGAAUUCUCAAUUUUCUUCUCUAUGAAAGAGGCAUUGGAAGCAGGUUAUUUGGUCAAUCAGUUGCAUCAAUUUCCAAAGGACCAAUGGCUUGGAAUGUGGAACCGGCUCAAAAAUGUUUCCAUCAUUUCCAGUUCCAGACAGUACUUCCCUCCAAAGAAGGAAGAUGCCGAGAGUAGGAUUGUAAUUACUACUUGUGAACACAAAUUUGCAGUAGAAACGAAAUCAACUUAUAUAUUUCAUCUGAAAGAGUUGCCUGGAGAAUUGUGUUGGAUGAUACUUUGUGAAGUUGCCUUGAAUGGACUGAAUGAAGAUAGUCAUGAAUGUGUAGAAGAUAUAGGAUUGGAAAUUGCGAAGAAAUGCAAAGGAUCACCAUUUGCUGCAAAGGUUUUGGGCGGUGUCUUGCAGCAUAAAAUUGAAAAAAGAGAGUGGAACAGUGUUCUGGAAAACUAUAUAUGGGAAUCUCCUAUGAUACCCAAGAAUGGUGGUAUCCAUACAUGGAAGAUGCAUAAUAUCGUACACGACUUUCUUCGGUUUCUGUUCCAAUAUGAACUAAUGAUGGAGAUCCGAUCUGUUGAACAUAUGAUGUUGGACUUAACUUCUGCUAGGACGUCUAAGGAGGUCAAAUCUAUAAAACGUGUGAUUCCAGCUCCAGCUCCAAAGCAGAUGAAAACUCUUUCUGAUUCUGGAACUUCAAUUCUAGCUUCAUAUUGUGAUCCGCCAUUGAUUCUAGAUUCAUCUUGUCCUCCUCUGCCGUCAGAUUUUCCUCUUAUUAGCAUUCGUCAUUUGAUGGUGAUGAUAGCCCAGGGAGUUGGUUUCCCUGUGGACAUUAGCGGUGCAGAGAAAUUGCGGACUCUUGUUGCUGUUAGUCAAGGGUGUUUGAUAACCAGUAGAGCAUUAUCUAACUUAUGUAAACAAUCCAAACAUCUCAGGUUAUUGGAUUUGAGCUUGUCUAGCGGAUGGCAUAAUUGUUUUGGACCAUGUGGACAAGGUAAUGUACUUCGUAAAUUUCCCGAGGAAAUUUAUGAAUUAAUAAAUCUGAAGUUCCUUAGCUUAGCUGGCAGCAAAGAAUUGAAGAUACUACCAGAAACAUUGUGUGACUUAUAUGAUUUGCAAUCUUUGGAUCUAACUGGAUGUAGUAGUCUUACGAAGUUACCGGACGGAAUCGGGAAAUUGAUGAGAUUGAGGUAUCUUUAUACCUGGUAUUGCUGUAGUAUAACUUUCUAUCCAAAAGGGAUUGGCUGCUUAACUUCUCUGAGAGAAUUAACCAAUGUCAUUGUUAGAGUUGAUCAGAAUGAUGCAAAGGAAUUCAGUCUCGGAGAUUUUGAAGAGUUGAACCACCUUUGUGGAGAUGUUCGUGUGAAACUGGUAGGAAAUGCGAUCGAUGCAGAUGAGGCUAUCAGAGCCAACCUUUCGAACAAGAAAAGUCUCAGCAAUGUUAGAAUAAAUUUGGAUGGAGAUAUAAAGGAAGAUGAUGUAAUCAAAGCAUUAAAGCCACCUUCGGAGUUGAAGAUAGAGUUCAUAGGCGGGUGGUUCUAG
This is a messenger RNA of Hibiscus syriacus, 1737 nucleotides long. RefSeq names its product putative disease resistance protein RGA3. Bases 1 to 1737 code for a protein of 578 amino acids. The transcript has 4 exons. NCBI's taxonomy places the organism in Eukaryota, Viridiplantae, Streptophyta, Magnoliopsida, Malvales, Malvaceae. The record is from RefSeq and is a predicted model, not a curated record. Gene Ontology annotation, molecular function: ADP binding.